AGACUGUUCAGUAUUUACCAAAGUGUUGAUCACACCUUUAAAAGAAUAAUGUAGUUCGCAUAUUUAAUUAUUUACUAGAGUGAUAGUGUUAAACCCUGUGAAAUUAUUAAUUACAAGCAAGUCAGUAGGUAUUCUGAACUUGUCAAAAGAAAAUUGUGGGAGAUAAUUGAAAGUAAAAAUCGGCAAAAAUUUAAAUGUGGCAAUACUAUAGUUUGGAUUGGAGAUAUUGAUUUUCAUAUAAGGUUUGAGUGGAUAAGAGUUUAUGUCUAUCUUAAAGAUAUUCAACCAGUUGUUGAUUGUCAACAUGAAGAAAUGAAGAAAUUAAACCAGCCAUCGGUCAUGGAGAAGUGAUUUCAGAUAGAGGACUGAGUUACAAUGGAUACCUCAGACAUCCAGGGAGAUGAGACAGUGAGUCUGUCGGAUGUAUUGGUUGCCCGUGAUACAUGUCUACCGGAGGAUGAAUUAUGGGCACUGUGUCGGGAAUGCUGCCUCGUUCUGGAAGUAGUGAACAACUCCCCAGAUAUGUUUCAAACUUUGUGCGUUACUCCAGAUACAGUGGCGUUUGAUCAAGUUGGAAAUGUCUGCUUCCUUGACCUUGAUGUUGAUCCAGAACCAAUUUACCUGCCUCCAGAAUACAGCACAAAUGGAAAUUCAUACAAGGCUCACCUGUUCUCACUGGGCAUGACCUUGCUGUAUGCUGCUGAGUAUAAUGUGGACCAAUCAAAAGAGGCUGUCUCGGCAGAGUUACGGGAAGUGUUGGGUCGUAUGACAGCAGAUGAGACAACGAGUCGUCCUGAUUUAGAAUCGACCAUUAUACUCUGUGAGGAGCAGUUGUGUGGGCAGUCAUCGCAGGAAGUGUGCUGCGGCAUCGCAGCGAUUGUGGGAUUCGGUCUGCCACAAGAAGUCAUGGUUGAGGCUCUGUACUGGAAAGGGGGUAACAUGAGUAACCUAUAUGGCAUCGCCUCCGAAACCAGUACCCCAGAUUAUGUUUUAAAUACUUUUGAUGACAACACACAAGCUACAGUUAGUUAUGCAACGGAUCUCGGAGUAUCACCAGAUGCUGACUCGUAUAUGCAAUCGGAGCAGGGCGAUGCUACGUGUUGUGAUGAUAUUCCCGAUUUAACGGAAGAUGUGUCGCAAGCCGAAUCUCUGCCAUUGUCUGAACAAGAAACCGUGUUGUCAGAACAAGAAACCCUAUUGUCAGAACAAGAAACAUUAUUUUCAGAACAGGAUACACUGUUGUCAGAACAAGGGACUGUAAUUGUCACAGAAACUACGGAAUCUCACGAUGAUUCUCUGAGUGAAGAACAAGAAAUGAAUCGUAAACAGAGAAAAACGUCUUCCUCAAAGCAAGGAUUAAGUGGGGGCGAGUCUUUCAAACAAAACGAAAAUUUAAAUACUUCAAAUAUUAAUAAUAAACAGAAACCCUCUCUUCCAAAGAAACCUGAUAUUAAUUUUAACGCAUCUGGACAGAAAACUAGUGUUGCUAAUGGAAGCCUGUCAAAGAAAACUCAAGAUGGCGAAUUAGUUGUGUCAGAAUUAUUUAGUGAAAGUGAAUCGGAUCAAAGUCGGAAAGAUUCUGACAAAAGUGUACAGGAUAAGAAACAAAAAUUGACAAAUGGUUCGAUAACGGGGGAAAAACUAGCAAGUACAGAUUCAAAAUCAAAAGAUUCAAGAAAUAACGGUUCUAAUUUAAAUAGAAAGGAUGUUCAUAGAGAUAGUAAUCAAAAUAUUACAUAUUUGAAAUAUGAAGAAAAAACUUCGAAAGAAAUUAAAAAUUCUUCGCAAACGUUGACGGGUAUGAGUGAAAAGCAGACGGCAUUUGGAGGGAAUAAUAAAACUGACAUGACAGUCGAAAAUGGCAGUGCUAAAAAUAAAAGGAAUAAAAGAAAACAGGGUCUGACAGUGUCUGACAUUUUGGAUGCACUAGAGAGGAACCUGGCGGAAUCCGAGUUAUGGGCAUUGUGUAAGGAGGGUACUGCAGCGUUACAGAGGAAAAAGAAACAUUUACCUGCAUACCUGUCACCAGAUACCCUGGUUAUUAGAGAGUCAGGAAAUGUGUCAUUUAAAGCAAUCCCAGAGGAAAAGCCAUUAGAGGUGAUAUUUAUGGCUCCAGAAUUGCAGAAGAAAGGAGAACUCUCAGAAAAGACUUGUCUGUUUGGUCUUAGUGUGACAUUGAGGUGUGCUGCGGGGAAGAAAUACUCGUCAGUAUCGGCGAUGAGUGUCAGUUCCGAUCUGAAAGACCUACUACAAUACCUCGCCGACAGUAACCCAGUCAAACGUCCAGAACUUGUCGAUAUUGCAAAGGUAUGCAAUGAACACAAUAAUGGGACCAGUUCUGACAGUGUCUGUGCUAAACUAUUCCAGGAGGCCUAUCAGGCAAUGAAUGAAAAGGAAGAAGCCAGUCAGAGACAGCAGAAAGAGGCUGCUGCAAAAUCAGAGAUCUCACAAAAACAGAGCCCACCUUCUGCAUUUAAACCUGCAGGUGGCUCCUCCUUUCAACCAGUCAAACCUGCCCCAGUAGGCGGGGCUUCAGGAGGAGCAUUCUGUCCAGUGCCUAAGAAAAUUAGUCCAAAUAAGGAAAAUACAAUCUCUGAACCCAGAAUACCAAGUGCUUUCUCAUCACCUGCUACACAUUUUAAACCAAUCAUAUUACAGCAGACAUCAGCCAAUGAAAAACCUGCUACUGUACAGGAAGAAAAAACAAAUACUUCAAAAGAAAAAUCAGCAGCUAAGUCCUCAGUACAAACUUCACAGAAAAAACCCAGUCCAGAUCCAAAUGCUGAUAAAGAAAAAGAAGUAGUGAAAAAAUUAAAGGAAUUAAAAAAGAAUUUAAUGAAACACAAACAGCCGUCUAUGGCUAAAGAAAUAGAAAAUGAAGAUAAAGUGUCAGAUACAUCAAAAGAAAGUACCAGUAAAAGCUCAACACCAAAUAAAAAAUCCUUGCCACCUACACCAAAGAAAUCCAGCUCCAAAAGCAGUGAGAGAAAACGCAGAGGCUCGAGUGGAGCUCUGGACGCAUUACUCAAGGAGAUACAGAAACAGGGCAAUGUUCCUGAUACUCAUUCUUUAGCUUCAGCUAUAGCAGGUGUCCUUCACAACCAUCUAAAUCAGGGAGAUUCUUCAACAAAAACUGAGAACCAGCCUAAAAAUACUGGUGACCUUGAUAUGACAGUGACGUCUGCUCAGGCAAGUUUAGGUCAAGGUCAGACUUUACAAAAUUUGAAUAUUCCGUCUCAGUAUCAUUCUCAGUUGUUAGGACAGACAAUGACAUUGCCUGGAAUGCAGUAUGGAGGGAAUGUUUACUCAGGUCUUCCCCAGUUUCAGUUCCAACAGGACCCUGUGACUGGAUUUUUACAACUUGUACCAGUGGUUGCUAUGAGACCACAAAGUGUGCAUAGUAACAGUGGAAGUGUGCAUAGUGCCAGGGAUUUUACUUCACCAACUGGUUCUAGUUCAGUGAUAAAAGAUAUAAAUAGUCCAGAAAUGUCUCCCAAAGCUUAUCAUAAUCAAAGUGAUUUAAGUAAUCAGAGUGCAAUAUCAGAUCCGUCUGGGUCACGGGGAAAAGCUCCCCAUGGUAGAACUGCUAAAGACUUAGUGCAAAAGACAGCAAACUUGCGUGCCAAAAACUUAGGCCGUCCUUCGCCAUCUAAUUUAUUAAAUAUUCCGAGAGAAUUAAGUGGCUUACAGAAAUGGAAAUCUGACCAUGCUUUAGAUCGUGGGGAGGCACAGUUUUACUCAGACAGUGAACGAUUUCACAAGCAUGGUUCAUUUUCUAGUCUUUCAUUUUCAAACAAACUUGCUACAGGUUUUGUGUUUGACGAUUCAAUGCUAAAUGCUAAUAGAAAUGCUCAAAUGGCGGGGUUUCCUCGACCUAAUGGAGGACCGCAUUACCGCUCGCCUGAAGAAAUGCAUAGACAUAUUCUGAACUCUACCGCAUCAUCUCCCUCCCCGUCAACACAUGAUAGUGGGAUCGGGGGAAUGAAUCAUGGUAUAUUCCGAGGUAACGUACCAGGAUCUGAUGCUACCCUUAUGGAUAGAUUACUUAAUAGUAAUGAAAAUGGGAAGCAGCAAAGAAUUCUGGGUAAAAUUGUUCACCUCCUUAGAGAAGAGUUUGCCUUUGAUGGUUACAUGGAAAAUGGUGUGGAAGACUUAGCUAUGGCUGAGUAUAUAUCGUCACUGGGAGUGUUGAAAUGGGAAACAUUUAAGAGUGCCAUCAGUGAGAAAUACAGUGACAUCUACUGGCAUGACGAGUUGUUGAAGAACCUGUAUGCUGCUGUCAAUAGUGGCAGACCUCCAUCUGGGAGCAGAGGAGGUUCUGGUCAGUCCCGAGGACCAGCUGGUCAAAGGAAACAGAGACAAGCUGGGAACCAGGAUGAUGACUCAUCAGGACUCUCAGAAACCAACGAGGGCUCAAGGAAGACAACUCAUGAAAGACUUCAACCACAGUUGUCGCCCUUGCAGGGUCAACAGAGGUUGAAUGUAAACAAAAACAAUCAGCAUGCUGACACGUCAGAUUCCACAGACACAGAGAAUUAUGGGAAGAGACGACGUAUAAAAACUAAACAUGAAUUGGAUAAAAUGAAAAGUUCAUCUAAUAGUAAUUUGUUAACAGAAAAUUCUCAGCCUACUAUAGGAAAUGUGAUAAAUAUGCCAUCUAAUAGUUCUACUAGUGUUUCUAAUAACCAGGCUUCCAGUCGUGUCAACUUGCCACAAAGCACUGUGAUAAACAGACAACAUUCUGUUGAUAAUAUGGUUCCUUUAGCACAAAAUUCUCAAAGUAUUCCUAGACCAACCAGUCUUAGUGCAUCUUAUGACUCCCCACAAAUGCAAACUUUAAGACAAAAUUCAGCACCAGGAAAUGCAUUACAAGGUAAUAGUGAUUUGAAACAGAACAAUUUGACUGUGAAUGGAUUAUCAAGUCCACAAAGGUCAAGUGACAAGGACACAGGGUUGUCAAGGGAGAUGAGCCUGUCAUCACACAGCAGCAGUCAGUCUGACCUAGUUAAGGAAGGUGAGGGUGUUGCCGUGGAAAAGAGAGGUCAUGUGGUGUAUCACUGGGCAAUGAUACAGCUGUGUAUGUCGCAGGAAAUGGAAAGAUUCAUGCAAGAUAUUGAUGAACAGAACCAUAAAAUGUUGUUAUCAAAGUUAUCUGCCCUUAGUCAGGAAAUCAAAAUGGAGAAACGCUCAAGAAAAAGAACUCAGAAAUUUUAUAAAAGUCUUGUAGACACAAACAAAAAUAGUACUUUUGAAGUGUCUAAAAAUGACAAAGCAAUGAAAGCUGAGAAGACACAGUUGUUACAAGUUGCCAAGGACAUCACUGAGAUGACACGAAGAAUCGUGUUUAUUGACCUUUGUAAAACCCAUAUACAGAUGUUAUUAGCAGAGCUUCAGGGUAUAGAUGUCAGUUAUCUUCACUCAAUAGCAAUAUCUGCCCCAGGGGAGCCCCUGCAUCUCCAGCCCCGCCCUGACAAUCCCCUGCUACAAUUCCAGACUCUGCGUGAACCCCACACAGGUUGUGAGAUACAAGCCCUGCAUGCCGGAACUCCUGAAGGUCUCAUGGCCUACCUGUUUGCAUCCACUGCACUGAGUGAUGGUUAUAUACACCAGUUCCUUUUUUGUUACCGUUACUUCACCACAGCAACAGAGGUCAUGACCUUUCUCAUCAACAAGUUUGCUGCGGCAACUAAAGUGCUUACAAUUAAGUUAAAAAAGAGGUCGGGUUCAACAGAGACGAAUAUUUCCCGCCUAAAACAGAGGACAGUGGAUCUUCUCCAUUAUUGGUUAGAGGGGUAUUACAGUAUUGACUUUCAGGGAAAACCCACUCUCGUUAACAUGUUGAGGUCCUUUAUCAAAGAUCAUAUUAAUGAUGACUCAGAGGGAGGUCAAAGUUUACUGUCGUUGCUAAGCAACUGUUCCUCUGGAAACAACCUUGAACUUUCCUCUGCUGACCCUGAUGAAGCAGAAAUGCAUUUCUGGCAGACUAGUGUACCCAAGGUCAAGCAAACCCAGACUGAGAAAAAGAAGGAGUGGGAAUCUUUCAAGGCCCUGGUCCGCGGUAAAUCCAGUGCUAAAGAAAAAGCUGGGAAGGUGACAAUAUCAGCAGUAUGUGUAGAACGGCGUCGGCGAAGCAUGGAAAACCCAGAAGUAUUUCCGAUUUUACAGCGAGCUAGGAGGACUGAUACGUUCAUGCUUGCUGAUUAUACAGCGCAGUGUCUCGCUGAACAGCUCUGUCUAAUUGAACAGGCAAUAUUUCAGCGUACUCACCCAGUACAUUACCUCGACUCAAAAUCUCGAGGAGUGGGCGUGGCUCUCACAAUGAAGGGCAUGAAAACACCAGCUAUGGCCAGAAGGAGUGGUGUAGAGGAUACAGUUGGUCUAUUUGUGGAGCCGUUACACGAUGAUGCUGCCAUACAAAAAAUGAUUGACCAUGCCCAGGAAGUGUCACAUUGGGUUGCUGGAGAAAUUGUCGCAUGUAGUAAUCCAAAGACACAGAUUGCCUUGUUGUCCAAGUUCUUGUUUAUCGGCCAUGCCUGUGUGGAACUGCGUAACUUUGCUACCAGUAUGGCAAUACUGGAUGGCCUUGAAAACCUCAUUGUCAAGCAGCUACCAGCCUGGAAAAGUCUGCCAGCAAAAUGCACCGCCAUACUUGAUGAACUCUGUGCCUCUAGGAUGUUUCUGAAGAAUGACCCAUUAUCGCUAAUGCAGCAGGACAAAGAUUGCCAUCUAUAUCCCACAAUUCCCUCUGCUGUCAUCUUUCUGUUGCACAUACAGCAGCUUGAAAUAGGAGGAUUUAGACUUGCCAAUCAGAUGUACAAGUGGGGAAAAAUUAGGUCAAUAUGCCAAGUGAUAGAUCAGAUAAGGGUCUACAGGGAGCACAUGUACGGGUUUGAAGCAGAUCAUAACCUAGAGGAUACGCUGCGUCAGCGUAUACAUCAGAUGUCAGACCAGGACAUUCAUGACCUUGCCGCACAACAUGAUAUCAACUACCAGAAAAUGUCAUCAGGCUCGGGAAUUUCAGGUGCUUUCAAAAAAAUGAAAGGAAAGUUUCAAUCUAAAUCGUAACGGGAUAUUAAUGUGCUGAUUUCUAACUUGUUCAUCCUGAAAAAUACAGCAGUUGAAAAAAAGGAGUUUUCACAAAACAUGCUGGAUUCAAAAUCUUAGAGAAAAUAAUAGCACUAAAAAUAUUAUUAUAUGCUAGCUGGCAAACACAGUUGUUACAUCUGAGGUAACUGGAGUUGAGAGUGAAGUAAGUGUUUGGGCAAACUUGCAGUGACAUAGACUACACUUUGAUUGGACAAGUGUUUAUAAUCAUGGAAAAUACAUUGAGAGCUUUAUCAGGAAAAUUCUGGGGAAAACUUUAAGGCGAGCAUAUACAGCUUAAAUAUUAGAUUUUUAAAAAAAUUAAUGGCGCUAUGUAUUUUUUUGUUAAAGAUAUGAGCUGUAGAAUAACUUGGUAAAGAUUGGGGAGUUAUUUGCCAAAACCAAGAACCAGUUAGAAGCCCCCUUAUAUUGUGGAAGUAUUAACAAUUGUUACUUUGAUACCUAGAUAAGCAGGAGUACUGUCAAACCUAUAAGUGAAGACCAUGCUAUGGAAAAGCCAAAAAUGUUGUUUGUUUGUUGGGUUGUCUUUAUUAACAGGUUUAGGUACUCUGCAAAUGUUAAAAUUGAAGAGUCAUGUGGUCUGUGUUCUCAGGUCUUAAGAAUUGGGUGGACUCUGUUCACGUAAGAUACUCAACACAGGUUUGAUUGAAUCAUUUGAAAUGAUAGUGCUGACAGUAGACACUGGUACUAUGUAAGACAAAAAUAUUCCACAUACUUAUCUUCACAUGAUUUUACAAUUGAUAUGCUACAUAUUUGUUAUGUAUGAUUUAAAGCAGGAGUUAUCACCCCUUUUCAAAAUAACACCAUUUGUAAAAUACAAGGGAGGCUAUUCACAGUGUGUUGGCCAGUAUUAAUGACAUUUUUAUUAUUUUGUAAGGAUCUGAAGACUGUGAUAUUAGUUUACAGUAUUGUAAACAUAUUAAUAUAUUGUAUAUACAUGUACAUUAUAAUAAUUAUGCUAAUGGUAAUUGUUGUGUACUUCAUGGGUACUUCAUUUUGUGACAUUCUGAUUGGUGACUUUAGAAUAGUGAUCUUGCAGACUUUUAUUUACCUCAGUCAUUGAUCUUGUUUGGCCUUCUGUGUUUUAAACUAAGACCACUAUGUAAGGUAUAACAUCUUGACUGUGGAGACAGAUCUUAUUAUGCCCCCCUUUGAAGAAGGAGGGGUAUAUCGUUUUGCAGAUGUUGGUCUGGCGGUCGGUCGGUAUGUAGACCAAUCCGUUUCCGGAUGAUAACUCAAGAAUGCUUGGGCCUAGGAUCAUGAAUGUUGAUAGGGAGGUUGGUCAUCACCAGCAGAUGACGCCUAUUGAUUUUGAGGUCAGUAUGUCAAAGGUCAAGGUCACAGUGACCUGGAACAGUUAAACAGUUUCAAGAUGAUAACUCAAGAAUGCUUGGGCCUGGUAUCAUUAAAGUUGAUAGGGAGGUUGGUCAUGACCAGCAGGUGACCCCUAUUGAUUUUGAUGUCAGUAGGUCAAAGAUGAAGGUCAGAAAAACGGUUUCCGAACAAUAACUCAAGACUGCUUGGGCCAAGGAUCAUGAAAGUUGAUAGGGAGGUUGGUCAUUACCAGCGGAUGACCCCUAUUGAUUUUGAGAUCAAUAGGUCAAAGGUCAAGGUCACAGUGACCAGGAACAGUAAAAUGGUUUCCGGAAGAUAUUUCAAGUAGGCUUGGGCCUAGGAUCGUGAAAAUUGAUAGGGAGGUUGGUCAUGUCCAGCAGAUAACCCCUAUUGAUUUUGAGGUCAUUAAGUCAUAGUUCAAGAUCACAUUGGCCAGGAACAGUUGAACGGUUUCCAGACAAUAACUCAAGACCACUUGGGCCAAGGAUCAUGAAAGUUGAUAGAGAAGUUAAUCAUGACCAGCAGAUGACCCCUAUUGAUUUUUAGGCCAGUAGGUCAAAGGUCAAGGUUAUAGUGACCCGGAACAGUUAAACUGUUUUCAGAGGAUUAUUUGAGAACGCUUGGGCCUAGGAUGACAAAACUUGAUAGGGAGAUUGGACAUGAUCAGUAGAUGACCCCAAUAGAUUUUGAGGUCAGUAGGCCAAAGGUCUAGGUCACAUUGAUCCAGAACAGUUAAACCCUUUACAGACGAUAACUUGAGAACGCUUGGGCCUAGGAUCACAAAACUUAUUAGGGAGGUUGAUCAUGACCAGCAGAUGACCCCUGUUGAUUUUGAGGUCAAUAGAUCAAAGGUCAAGGUCACAUUGAACCAGAACAAAAGAACUUUUGUUUACAGUGAGCAAAUAAUUUCUGUUUCUUUUGCAAUUACUGAAUGCAUCAAGGGGGGCAUUUUAUGUUCUAUGAGCUCUUGUUUCAAUACUUUUUGUUUAACUAAUGUUUAGUUAUAUCAUAUUGAAAUAUUUGUUUAUCUACCAAAGUAAAAAUCAGUCUUCCUAGAAGAGAUCUUAUAUCGUCUUUAUGUGUGAUAUCUGAUUGCAAUACCAUGAUAUUAAAACUAUAUAUCUUUUAUAUUGUAGCAAAAUAAGGGAUUCUGUUACAUUUUGACCAGUAUCUGGUUGAAUUCGACCAAUGUCUGUCCGUCUGCCUGCCUGCCUCUCUGCAUGUUUCUCUUACCUCUGCAGGUCACGGGUUUGAGAGUUUCUAAGAAAUUAAUAUCAGCUUUGGGAACUUUAAAACGCAAAUGUCAUUCAUUGAUUUAUAGUCAUGCUCAGCUAAUAAAAGCACUAUGGGUAAUCAUUAAAGAAAUUAUAAUGGAUAUUGUUCAUGUUGGUUGGUUAACAGACCUUUAGGUAAUACAAUUGUAGCAAGUUACUGUACAAAUGAUAAUUUGAUUUGUAAGAUCAAAUUCCAAGCUUUUUUUGUUACUCCCACUCCCACCACACACACAUCAUGAAUGUAUAUAAUGGUUUUUAUAAAUUUUGUAAUAACUGUAAAACUAAAUGUAUGUGAGGUAAUAUUAAAUGUAUUUAUAUUCUUAUCUGUAGAGGUUGAUAUGUGUAUGUAUACAGAUGUAUGUGGAAAGUUUCUAUUUAAAUAUUUGUUUCUGGCAAGAAUAUCACAAUAAAUUACAAUUUUUUUCUAUGUUAUUUGGAUGUGUAGCUUUAAUGCAGUAUUACACAAUAUAAUUGAGGUUGAAAGACUAGUAUGACUGAUUAUGAAAAAUCUUAAUAUCAAUAACAUGUAGUUUGAUAUAUUCUGUAGUGUCACAAGGGGCCUCUGUGGCUGAAUGGUUGAAUCACUUGCCCCUCACCACUGUGGGAUUGAAACCUCACUUAAGGUGUAGAAUUCUUCCAUGUGAGGUAGCCAUCCAGCUGGCAUAUAGAAAGUUGGUGCUUCCAUCCACGUGUCUGCAAAUAAUGAAAUAAUAGUACCAAAGGUCUUCCUCCACAAUCAAAUUCUGGAAAGUCGCCUCAUCUAUAAUUGUAUUGCUGUGGUAUUAAAGCCGACAAAAAACUAGUAUCAAAGUAAAUGUAAAGGUUACUACUUUCUAUUUAGCAACAAAUUUAUAUUGUGUAAUUUAUGCAGUGGAAAGCUUUUUUACAUCUUCGAGUCACUACACCAGUGUUUGCUAUUAAAUCACUAUGCGAGUGUUAGCAGUCACUACACAAGUAUAGACAGAUCACUACACAAGUGUAAGGUCACUUCACGAGUUUUAGUGCAGCACUACAACAAUGUUUGUAGAGACACUACCCAAGAUUUUGUAGCAUCAAAACACAGGUGUUUGUGCUUUAAAAAAAAUGCUGCCUCAAGUUCGGCAGAUCUCGGGGGGGGGGGGGGGGGGGGGGGGGGGGUGUUGUGUUUGUUUUUCAGUUACUUUUAAAUAGGAGUACUUUCUUAAUUUAGAAAACCUUGACAUAAACCUGGGAGCAUGUGUCAUCAAUUAAAUGCCACUUUGCACACUGAAACACUUUAAACUUUAGAAUUGACAUUUUAAUGUCUACAAUACUUUGGAGUAGGGAGUGUCAGACAUAUUACAUAUGAUGUAAAGAAAUCCUACCAGUAUCUUUUCACAUACAUAUGAGCCAUGAUAUGCAAGUUUAGGCCUGUGUAAUUAUUUAGAGUUUGACCUUGACCUUGUACAAAAAGAUCUGUGAUAUGAGCUGUGUGAUAUGGGUUUGGGUCAAUAUAACAAACAUGAUAUUAUAUUGUUUUUAGACUUUAUCAAAAUUGUAAAUACAAAAUUUUAAAUAAAAUAUUUUUGCAAGAUUUAUUUACCUAUAUUUUUUUGUAU
Messenger RNA from Mercenaria mercenaria, 11290 nucleotides. RefSeq names its product kinase non-catalytic C-lobe domain-containing protein 1-like. The coding region runs from base 376 to 7065 and encodes 2229 amino acids. The transcript has 28 exons. Gene Ontology annotation, biological process: small GTPase-mediated signal transduction. Gene Ontology annotation, molecular function: guanyl-nucleotide exchange factor activity. The record is from RefSeq and is a predicted model, not a curated record. NCBI's taxonomy places the organism in Eukaryota, Metazoa, Mollusca, Bivalvia, Venerida, Veneridae.